AGCAAGAGCAACGCUUGGACUGAAGCCAGAGGGUCAUCACUCUGCUUCCUCAUUGCCAGCAGGCUUUGUUCUUUGGAAUCAGCCAGAACCAGGGAGAACGUCUUCACUGCUGAGCGCGAGUGGCUGGAAUUUGGCAACUCAGCUGUCUAUUAAUUUUUUCUCUGCUUUUCUGCAAACUAGGCUGAAUCUAGAGCAGCAAAGCUGAGAGCCGGGAAUAGUUCAGAAAUAAAGGAUCCAGAGACCAUCAGCUAUACUUUUCUUUGCGGGGGCUUCAGUUCCACAACGAUGGUUCUGUGAAGGAGAAGAACUCCAGAAGACCCCCGACGUUCCGAUCCAUUCUAGAAGUGGAGGACUUCAUUCAUUAAUUAUAGCAGAAGCCUUUGAGGACAAUACUGGACCUAGAGUUGUCUGGCCUCAAAUUCUGCUGGUUCAGAGAGCACACCAGCUGAAAUAUUCCUUGAAGGUGCCGGUUCUACAGAUUCAGAGAGUGAAAAUUUAAUUUUCAAAUCAAAAUCUGGAGCUAUGCCACAGGCCCAAAAGAAAACCACCUCUGUUUCCUUGACAAUAGGAUCUUCUACACCUAAGUCUGGAGUCACCACAGCUGUAAUUCAGCCUAUCUCUGUGCCCAGUCAGCAGGUUCAAAGUCCUACUUCAUACCUCCACAGUGUGGAUGGACCUAAGCCUAUCUAUUCUGCACCCAUUUUUACAAAGGAGCUACAAAACUCCACAGCAUCUGAGGGACAAGUCGUGGUAUUGGAAUGCAGGGUCAGAGGACCCCCUCCCAUUCAUGUUAAGUGGUUUCGACAGGGCAUUGAAAUUCAAGAUUCUCCAGACUUCAGAAUUCUCCAGAAAA
Molecule: messenger RNA, 853 nt
Organism: Eurypyga helias (sunbittern)
Lineage: Eukaryota; Metazoa; Chordata; Aves; Eurypygiformes; Eurypygidae
Product: palladin-like
Exons: 6
Biological process (GO): homophilic cell-cell adhesion; synapse organization
Cellular component (GO): plasma membrane; neuronal cell body; axon
Molecular function (GO): axon guidance receptor activity
Source: RefSeq, a predicted model, not a curated record